AUGUCGGGAAGCUUGACGAGAUAUAUUUUAACAUUCUUGUGCGUCAACUCCGUAUCGCCGAUCGCCGCGGAAGUGUCCGGUUCUACCGGGGGAAGAGGCUCUCUGUUCUUCUUCUUCUUCUUCCAUGAACUGCGCCUGUUUGACAUUGUGUUUGUCGCUUUUCUGGUAACCUUAGCUGCCUUUUGUGCAGGUUAUUCACUUGCAAAAACGUCAAACUACGUUCCCCGGAAACUACGAAGGCCUCUCUCGAUGGCAGGGGAAAGAUGCCCGUGUUCUUUGCCGCAAGGGCUACGCCUGCACCUGAUGGCGCGCCCUCCGCACAAACCGGUGCACGACAGGUCAGCGAUAAGCAACGAGCGUGGAGGGUAG
Molecule: messenger RNA, 369 nt
Organism: Chondrus crispus (carragheen)
Lineage: Eukaryota; Rhodophyta; Florideophyceae; Gigartinales; Gigartinaceae
Exons: 1
Coding region: 1-369 (122 amino acids)
Source: RefSeq, a predicted model, not a curated record